AUGUCGACUGACACAUCCGUCAGACAAACCUGGCAGCCCUUGCGCCAGGCUAGCUCUUCCGAGAAUGGCACUGAAAAACGUGAAUCUGGAUUUCUUGAAGACGCCGACCCACUUGAGAAGCGUUCGAACCACCUUACCGAAGAAGAAGCGGCGGAAAUUGUGAAUGCGAUUCUGGUGUCCACAACCGAAGAUCCAAAUGAAUUUAGUACAGAGCUAGAACAUCGAAUCAUUCCCGUGGGUUUCGGUCUGUCACUGGGAGAGCUGAUUUAUGUAAUGGAGAGCGACCAUUGGAAACAAAUAAGAAUGGAGAAAGAAACCAUGGCAGCAAACCAGAAGAUUCAAAGUAUGUUAAAAAAAUUGGCAGAUAGUGGCAAACCAAAACCAGCCGAAUGGGUGUAUCAUCGUAUCGAUCCCGAUGAUGAAAGGAAUCCGACUGACCCCGAGUCUGAAAAACCGGCGAGCCCGCCCUCUUACCUUUAUGCUGCAAACCAGCCCAACAACCCACCGGGUGGUCCAAGUGCUCAACAGGGAAACGGUUCAGCACAUGCAGCAUUGCAGAACCAACAUAACCCGCAGACGGGGGCACAUAACCAGUCAGGCGGUUCAAGUGCUCAACAGGGAAACGGUUCAGCACAUGCAGCAUUGCAGAACCAACAUAACCCGCAGACGGGGGCACAUAACCAGUCAGGCGGUUCAAGUGCUCAACAGGGAAACGGUUCAGCACAUGCAGCAUUCCAGCCUCAAUAUAGCGCGCAGAAUGGCACACGUAAAUUCAAUGCAGCCGAAACAGGCACGCAACAUGCCGCUGGUUCCCGUCAGGUCUUCUCCGUUCGAGCAAAGAAAGUACAACAUCAAGUGACGCCUGGAUUUACAACAUCCGGCGAAGAGAUCUGUUAUAUCCAGCCUCUGGGCAAGGGCCGGGCAAAUUUUGUCGUCAAGUCUCCUGAUGAAUGUUAUAGUCUUGUUGACUGUUCAAUUUCUGGUGGUCCACUGGCUAUUGAAGCUGCUAAGAACGCAGGUAAACCAUUUACUGUGUCAGACGAGGCGAAGCUCAAAGAGUAUCGAGAACUGGUCACACGUGGAGGCCAGUAUGGAAUCUCAUUUGUAGCACCCGGGGCGUGGGAUGCGUCAAAAAAACGAAUGCCGUUCAUAGUGGUUGGUUUCUAUCAUGUUUCGGCUCAGGACCCUAAUAAUACGGUUGAAGCGGCUGUAUCCAGGUCUAACCUGGGCAAGAUAUUGAAGUCACCGCGUCAAGCAGAACACAUGAUCGUGCAGUGCCUGGGUUGUGAGUCGCACUGGAGACUCCGUGAAGCCUUGUCAUUUCAAUUUUGUAUGGAGGCUCCACUCAGUGCAACCCACAUAAACUUUCCUAGUCAACAACCAAUGGCAGCACCUCCCAACCAACCAGGUCCUCCGAAUCAGCAAAAUCACUAUUACGGCGGAUAUUCAAUUCCCCAGCGCAUGGCUCCUGAGUGGAACGAGCAGGUGCCUUGGUGGCUUCAGAAACCACAGCAGGCUAGUCAUCAAUUCCCCACCCAAGAGACCCAAAGCAUACCACACCAGCAACCUGCGGGGGUCUAUCCUCAGUACAUGACGGAGCCAGUGAACUGGCAACAAGCCUUCAAUUAUAUGUCUCCUGCCUAUCAGCAGCAGCCUUUCAUGAUGCCAUAUAAUCCCUUUCAUAUGGUUCCACAGUUGCAGGGGCUGAACCCUAAGCAGGCGAUACCGCAGGAUCUACCAAGCCUAGGACAGCCAAUCCAGUAG
This is a messenger RNA of Aspergillus luchuensis, 1764 nucleotides long. Its product is annotated as putative glutamine rich protein. The record is from RefSeq and is a predicted model, not a curated record. The transcript has 2 exons. Bases 1 to 1764 code for a protein of 587 amino acids. Lineage: Eukaryota; Fungi; Ascomycota; Eurotiomycetes; Eurotiales; Aspergillaceae.